This is a messenger RNA of Rotaria sordida, 750 nucleotides long. NCBI's taxonomy places the organism in Eukaryota, Metazoa, Rotifera, Eurotatoria, Philodinida, Philodinidae. The record is from the annotation of a GenBank genome assembly.
AUGACUAUUGAUAUAAUUGCUAAUAAGGCUGAUUUUCAACGACAUUUAAAUGGUUGUGAACGACGUUUAAAUGAUUUAACAAAAUCUCUUCAAAUAAUAGAAAAUUUAUCUCAAAACUUAUUACAAAAUAAUAAUAAUCAAGAAAAACAAGAAUUAUAUUUUAAUCAAUUAAAUGAUAUUAUAUCACAAAUAAAAUUUCUUUAUUCAUCUAUAUUAAAAUUAGAACAAUGUUCAUAUUCAUUUCAUGGAAAAAAACGUUUAAAUUUUUUAAAAAUAAAUCUUGAAAAAAAUCAAAUAAAAUUUGAACAAAUACAAAAAUAUUCUCAAACAAAAUUUGGUUAUGAAUAUAAAGAAAAUGAUAUUCAACAAUAUAAUAAUGAACAACAAGAACAAUUAAUAAAAUUAAUUAAUAAAAAUUUUAAUGAUAAACAAAUUGAAUUAGAUUAUAUUCAUCAACAUAAUAUUUUAGUUAAUCAUAUUGAAAAAGAUUUAACUGAUUUAAAUGAUACAUUUCAUGAUUUACAUCGUAUUGUACAUGAACAAGGUACAAUGGUUAAUAAUAUUGAAUUAUCAUUAACAAAUACAGAUAAUAUGAUAUAUGAAGCAACAGAAAAUGUUAAAACAACUGUACAAAUAAAAAAACGUACAAAACAUAUAAAAUGGAUUUUAAUUAUUAUUUUAAUUAUUGCUUUUCUUCUUCUUAUAAUUAUUAUUUAUUUUUCAAUUAAAUUAUCUUCUCCUCUUCGUUAA